Messenger RNA from Chanos chanos (milkfish), 1155 nucleotides. It is a transcript of the gene kcnk3b, whose product is annotated as potassium channel, subfamily K, member 3b. Gene Ontology annotation, cellular component: plasma membrane. Lineage: Eukaryota; Metazoa; Chordata; Actinopteri; Gonorynchiformes; Chanidae. The transcript is spliced from 2 exons. The record is from RefSeq and is a predicted model, not a curated record. Bases 1 to 1155 code for a protein of 384 amino acids. Gene Ontology annotation, molecular function: open rectifier potassium channel activity; outward rectifier potassium channel activity; potassium ion leak channel activity. Gene Ontology annotation, biological process: potassium ion transmembrane transport; stabilization of membrane potential.
AUGAAGCGACAAAACGCAAGGACUCUCGCUUUAAUUGUUUGCACUCUGUCCUACUUGUUAAUUGGAGCGGGCGUUUUCGACGCUUUGGAGUCCAAGCAUGAAAAAAGCAUGAAAAGAAAAUUGGAUUAUCGGAAAUUCGAACUGAUGAGAAAAUAUAAUUUGUCAAAAAUCGACUUUGAUGAGCUGGAAAAGGUUGUGUUGCUACUGAAACCACACAAAGCUGGAGUGCAGUGGAAGUUCGCCGGAUCUUUUUACUUCGCCAUCACGGUGAUUACCACAAUAGGUUAUGGCCACGCGGCUCCGAGCACUGAUGCAGGGAAAGCAUUUUGCAUGUGCUACGCUCUCCUGGGGAUCCCACUCACUUUGGUGAUGUUCCAGAGCCUGGGCGAACGCAUCAACACGUUCGUCCGUUUCCUCCUACACAAAGCAAAGAAGUGCGUGGGCCUGCGCCGCACCCAGGUGUCUAUGGCAAACAUGGUGACCAUUGGCUUCUUUUCUUGUGUUGGAACUUUGUGUUUCGGAGCAGCUGCCUUCUCCCAUUAUGAAGGUUGGAGCUUCUUCCACGCUUUCUAUUACUGCUUCAUCACCCUCACCACCAUCGGCUUUGGUGAUUAUGUGGCGCUACAGAGGGACAAUGCCCUUCAGAACGAUCCCCAUUAUGUGGCGUUCAGUUUCGUCUACAUCCUGAUGGGACUGACGGUAAUCGGAGCCUUCCUGAAUCUGGUGGUGCUUCGUUUCAUGACAAUGAACGCAGAGGAUGAGAGACGGGACGCCGAGCAGCGAGCGCUUCUUUCCAGAGACAAGCCUAAAACUCAAGCUCCGCAUCGCGCGGAGCCCGUUACGUCACCGACCAGGGGCCGCGACAGCAGGAGACGCGGCCUAAAGGACGUCUACGCAGAAGUGCUCCACUUCCAAACGAUAUGUUCGUGCCUGUGGUACAGGAGCCGGGAGAAGAUGGUGAUUCUUCCGCAGGACUUGUCAUUCACAGACGCACUCAUGGAACAGGGAGAUUUGUCGCCCCAACACUUCUUUGAGCCCAGUCCUACUGGCUGUGUGUGCAGCCCACAAAGAUGUUCAGCCAUCAGUACUGUAUCCACUGAUCUACAGAGCGUGUCAGCUUUUAGGCUCUGCUCCAAAAGACGCAGUUCAGUUUAA